This is a messenger RNA of Gopherus flavomarginatus (Mexican gopher tortoise), 1740 nucleotides long. Its product is annotated as zinc finger protein 560-like. Gene Ontology annotation, biological process: regulation of DNA-templated transcription. The transcript is spliced from 6 exons. NCBI's taxonomy places the organism in Eukaryota, Metazoa, Chordata, Testudines, Testudinidae. The record is from RefSeq and is a predicted model, not a curated record. Bases 235 to 684 code for a protein of 149 amino acids.
CAGCUGCUUCCUGGUUCUCCACGUGCUGCCAGCAGCGCUGGAGCUGCCCGAGCCGGAGCGGAGCCGCUGUUCUCAGCUGCAGCCAGGAUCUGCCCCCGGCCCCGCUGGGAUCCAGGCCUUCCAUUCUCCUGUUAAAGAAGCACUCCCCAGGCUCCCUCUGCCUGUGUGACUGGCCAGCAGGAGGUGGUGUUAACUUUCUAGCCACUUCUCACACUCUGUGAGACAGGCUGCAGAAUGUUUUGCUCCAGCUCAUCCCAGCCUGGCGUGGGACAGGGAAGAGAAAUGGCUGCAGUGGAGUCAGUCCAGGGGCUGGUGACCUUCAAGGAGAUGGCUAUGUAUUUCACCAGGGAAGAGUGGGCUCUGCUGGACCCCACUCAGAGAGCCCUCUAUUGGGAUGUCAUGCAGGAGAACUAUGAGACUGUGACCUCGCUGGGCCAGAGAAUAACAUCCAUGUUUCGCUGCAGAUCAUCUCGUCCUCCCAGGGGCAAGGAAAUGGCUGCAAUGGAGCUGGCUCAGGGGCCGGUGACCUUCGAGGAGGUGUCUGUGUAUUUCUCCAGGGAAGAGGGGACUCUGCUGGACCCCACUCAGAGAGCCCUCUACAGAGAUGUCAUGCAGGGGAACUAUGAGACGAUGGUCUUGCUGGGUAAGGAUUCCUGUCCCUUCUGUUCUUGGAAGGGGAAAUGAAGAGUGAAGGUUCAUGCCACCCCCACAAUGCCAUCUGUACCCUGUCCUGUUUCAGCAUCACCCCAAUAGGCCAGUAACAUACAUCCUACCAGAGACCCUCCUCUGCUGCAGAACACUUUGGGAACAGAGCACAGGAGCAGCAUCACACAAUGUCAAAUAUCUCCUCUUUACUCAAGUAAAACUGGGGUUAGGUCCAGCAUAAUGAAGAGAAGCUUCCUACCCCCAGCCUUCUCUCAAACCCUGAGCCUUCUCUACCCAAACCAGAAUGUGCUUGGGGUGUAACAAGCAGGCGGCUGGAGUCAGAGCUGCCAGUCCAGGGUUACUUAUCAUACAGACACUCAGUGCGUCCUUGAACGCUGGCUGGGAGUAUCCAGACAGGGGAGCUCCAGCAGCAGAACACUGAAUCUCACCCAGGAUUACAGAUGACACAACUCCUCGCUGAUCUGGAUUGCACCCCAGCAUGUGAAAAUGGCCUAGGUUGGUAGUGACAUUUCUUGAGACAUGGAGAGUCUUGCUCCCAUAUCACCAGGUGUAAUAAAAAUAACAGGAAAGGCCAAAUAUGGAAAACUGAUUCUUCAGCUUGCUUUUGACCUGCAUCAUAUUUUGCAAUAUAUUCCAAAUAAGGAAAUUAACGUGCAACGUAUGUGUCAUUGUUUGUGGUUUUAAGCUGUAAAAGGCUUGUGUGAUUUUUAGCUCGGGAACAGUAUUCCAAUAGCUGUCGCCCCCUGCGUGCUUGUAACCAAGAAAAGAGCCUCAGGCUGAGCUGAUUCAAAUAUUAAUCCUGUGGUCGUUUUCCACAACAGCCUCAAUAGGUCCCUGUGAUGGAAUGUAAGGCUACAUCUAGACUACCCACCGUAUCGGCGGGUUAAAAUCGAUUGCUCGGGGAUCGAUAUAUGGCGUCUCAUCUAGACGCCAUAUAUCGAUCCCCGAGCGCGCUUAUAUCGAUUCCGGAACAACACCAACCCCAACGGAGUUGCUGAUUUGACAGGGGGAGCCGCGGACAUCGAUCCCGCGCGGUGAGGAUGGGUGAGUAAUCCGAUCUUAGAUAUUCGACUU